Molecule: messenger RNA, 325 nt
Organism: Racocetra fulgida
Lineage: Eukaryota; Fungi; Glomeromycota; Glomeromycetes; Diversisporales; Gigasporaceae
Source: the annotation of a GenBank genome assembly
AUGCCAACUGUUACCAAACAUUGCAACUAUUAUUUCUAUGAACUUUUAAUUGCAUACCAACAAGCAGCCGCACAAAACCAUCUCAUUGAUAAUAUCAAUAAGCAAAAAGCAAUAGAAAAUCUUACUAUUAAACCUAUCAGUACAGAUUUUCUUGCUAGAAUCAUUGCAUAUUUCGAUACUAAAAAUGAAUCACUUAAUUAUCCACAACUUGUUAAAUUCUAUAGAGAAACUGCUUACCCAGAAGCAGAGAAAAUCAUUCAAACAAAAUUCAAAAUGUCCUACACUACACCAGCCACUAUAAAGGAGUCUCUUUUCUUUGAAGAGA